Molecule: messenger RNA, 687 nt
Organism: Rhipicephalus sanguineus (brown dog tick)
Lineage: Eukaryota; Metazoa; Arthropoda; Arachnida; Ixodida; Ixodidae
Product: tear acid lipase-like protein
Exons: 4
Coding region: 232-537 (101 amino acids)
Source: RefSeq, a predicted model, not a curated record
CCAUUUACACAAGGAGGUUACCUCGGCUCAACACAUGGCUUGCGGGAACUGUUCACUGCAGCAUGCAAAAUAUUUUGGAGCCUGCCUUGCGACAUCGGCUUUGCAGUGACUGGCACUUCCAGUCCAGAGCAGUUAAAUAAGACGCGGAUUCCGGUUUACCUGGGCCAUUUUCCUAUCGGCACGAGCGUGCAAAACUUUCUUCAUUACUACCAGAUUUACAAAGCAAAGAACAUGGUUAUGUAUGACCACGGGGCAGCUGAGAACCGUAGGAGAUACGGCCAGGUGACGCCACCACCUUAUCCCUUGGAACGCAUACAAGUGCCGAUAGCCAUGUUCUCGUCUCAAGGUGACAUACUGGCCGACACAGCCGACGUGACAGACCUGGCAUACAGACUCGGUUCCAGCGUCGUCUUCCAUCGUGUUGUGCCCCAGGCCAGCUUUUGCCACCAGGACUUCGUCAACGGAAAUAGGGCCAACGACUUUGUGCACAACACUGCCAUCGAACUUGCUAAAAAAUACUCUUCCCAGAACCCAUGAUUCUUCUCAAUGUCCACUGUCGCUAGUUCAUGCUCGUAUGAUCCCCUUAUCAAAGAAGAGGUUACUUUUAAUUCGGGCAAAAUAACUGCCAAGUUAAAGGAAUGUUCCCGCUGAAAGGAUAUUAAAGAGAAGUAUCGUUUGAACAGCAUC